AUGGAGACGGCAGACUACAAGCACGACGCCGGCCUCGGCGAGUCCAAGAUGGACCACAAGUUUGACCAGCAACCGCCGCGCCUGUCGUCGGGCGAGGCCGAGACGGCCGACCAGCUCCUCGAGAACCUCGGCUACAAGCCCGAGCUCGCCCGCACCCGUUCGACGUGGCAGGUGGCCUUUAUGUCCUUUGUCCUCGCCUCGAUCCCCUACGGCCUCGCCACGACGCUCAACUACCCGCUCAUCAACGGCGGGCCCGUCGACAUCAUCUGGGGCUGGGUCUUUGUCUCGGCCAUCAUCAUCUGCGUCGCCGCCUCCCUCGGCGAGAUUACGAGCGUCUAUCCCACGGCCGGAGGCGUCUAUUACCAGGCCUUCAUGCUCUCGCCCGCCAAGUGGCGCCGCGUCGCGAGCUGGAUCUGCGGCUGGCUCUACGUCGUCGGCAACAUCACAAUCACCCUCGCCGUCAACUUUGGCACCACCCUCUUCUUCGUCGCCUGCAUCAACGUCUUCGAAAAGGAGCCCGGCGUCGGCGUCCUCGAGGGCAGCACCUACCAGGUCUUCCUCAUCUUCCUCGCCAUCACCAUCCUCUGCAACGCCGUCUCGGCCCUCGGCAACCGAUGGCUGCCCUACCUCGACACGGCCGCCAUCUUCUGGACCUUUGCCGGCGUCAUCGCCAUCACCAUCUCGGUCCUCGCCAUCGCCAAGAACGGCCGCCACGACGCAAAGUACGUCUUCACGACCUUUGAGAACAGCUCCGGCUGGCCCGACGGCUGGUCCUUCUUCGUCGGCCUCCUGCACGCCGGCUACGCGACCUCGUCGACGGGCAUGAUCAUCAGCAUGUGCGAGGAGGUGCAGAAGCCGUCGACGCAGGUGCCCAAGGCCAUGGUCGCCACCGUCGUCAUCAACACCUUUGCCGGCCUGCUCUUCCUCAUCCCCCUCGUCUUCGUCCUGCCCAACAUCCAGUACCUCAUCGGCCUCGCCUCGGGCCAGCCCGUGCCCGCCAUCAUCGUCGACGCCGUCGGCAGCGCCGGUGGCGCCUUUGGCCUGCUCGUGCCCCUCAUGGUCCUCGCCCUCCUCUGCGGCAUCGGCUGCACGACGGCCUCGUCGCGCUGCACCUGGGCCUUUGCCCGCGACGGCGCCAUCCCCGGCUCCAAGUGGUGGAUGAAGGUCAACCACAAGCUCGACGUGCCGCUCAACGCGAUGCUCCUCUGCGCCGUCGUCGAGGUCAUCCUCGGCCUCAUCUACUUUGGCUCGACGGCCGCCUUCAACGCCUUUUCCGGCGUCGGCGUCAUCUGCCUCACCGCCGCCUACGCCGUCCCCAUCGCCAUCAGCCUCGUGAGCGGUCGCAAGCAGGUCCGGACCGGCCAGUUUUACCUCGGCCCCAUCGGCGUCUUUUGCAACAUUGUCGCCAUCGGCUGGUCUCUGCUGGCGCUGCCGCUCUUUUGCAUGCCCACGAGCCCGACCGUGACGCCCGCGACCGUCAACUACGCGCCCGCCGUCUUCGUCGCCGCCAUGCUCAUCUCGGGCCUGUGGUACUGGGCCUGGGGACACAAGAACUACGCCGGCCCGCCGGUGCAGGGCGAGCACCAUUGA
Messenger RNA from Drechmeria coniospora, 1590 nucleotides. RefSeq names its product amino acid permease. Lineage: Eukaryota; Fungi; Ascomycota; Sordariomycetes; Hypocreales; Ophiocordycipitaceae. Gene Ontology annotation, biological process: amino acid transport; transmembrane transport. Gene Ontology annotation, molecular function: transmembrane transporter activity. The transcript is spliced from 4 exons. The record is from RefSeq and is a predicted model, not a curated record. Gene Ontology annotation, cellular component: membrane. Bases 1 to 1590 code for a protein of 529 amino acids.